Messenger RNA from Aphis gossypii (cotton aphid), 4888 nucleotides. RefSeq lists its product as uncharacterized. Gene Ontology annotation, molecular function: protein binding. NCBI's taxonomy places the organism in Eukaryota, Metazoa, Arthropoda, Insecta, Hemiptera, Aphididae. The record is from RefSeq and is a predicted model, not a curated record. The transcript is spliced from 21 exons. The coding region runs from base 344 to 3988 and encodes 1214 amino acids.
UAUUUUUGUUAUUUCAUUUGAUCUUUAUUAAUGAGCGAUUUAAUUCUCUAUUUAUGUAUUAGCACUUUGAACGGAAAUUCGGUAUCUAUGCGGAAUGACGUAUGUGAUAUAAAAAGAUUUCUACUGAUAUACGCUAAGGUAUAUAAUUAAUGAAGGUAAGUAGGUACAUGUUAAUGUCAGUUGUACACUUCCACAGUUCCACAAUAAUAUUCAAGAAUCAAGUCAUUUUAAUACAAUACCUUUGUCCAUCAUUACUGAUACAGUCUUUUAAAAAGGAUACAACAAUAAUAGUUAUAAAAACUAAUCACAUAUUCUUGAAAAGUAUAUUCAUCCAAAAAAAGAGAUGGAAAAUUCAACAUGGGAAUCAUAUGAUCUAAAUGCGCAGAUGGCACUAGAGACAUUUGAGAUGGAUAAAACUGUAAUGGAUAAAUUAACAAGUGAAUCAUAUGAUCAAAAGGACAUUAUGACAUUUAAAAAGUGUGAACAAAAAAGUUAUAAAAAUAGUUCACACAUGGUUGGAGUGUUAGAAGUCCUUCAAUCUUUACGCGAAGAAAAAGUUUUAUGUGAUAUUAGAAUAGAAACAGAUGAUGGUACAAUAAUAUUUGGACAUAAAGUUGUUUUAAUAUCAGUUAGUACCUAUUUCCGUGAAAUUUUCUAUGGUUUGAAUGAAAGAAAUAUAGAUCAUAUUAAUAUAAAAGAAUUAGAUUCAACAGUUUUACAACUCUUGAUAAAUUAUAUUUAUACUGGUGAAAUCAUAAUAACUGAAAGCAAUGUGAAGGUCUUGUUAGCAGCUGCAAAUCUUUUACAGUUGGACUAUGUAAAAAAUGUUUGUGCUGAAUUCUUACAAACACGACUAGAUGCUUCAAACUGUCUUGGUAUCAAAGAAUUUGCUGACUCAUAUGACUGUAUGGAAUUGUCGACAAGCUCUCAAACAUACAUUAAAAAUCAGUUUUUAGAAGUGGUUGACAAUGAUGAGUUUUUAUCUUUAUCUUCUUUAGAAGUAAUUAAAUUAAUUUCCUGUAACGAUCUUUUAGUUUCACAAGAAGAAAAAGUAUUUGAAUGUGUAAUUCAUUGGGUAAAAUAUGAAUUGGAUAGUAGAAAAGAUUUUUUGCCUGAAUUAAUGGAACAUGUGCGUUUGCCAUUAAUCUCAAAACAGUAUUUAUUAGAAAAAGUAGUUGAUGAACCUCUGCUUAAAUUUAGUCCUAAAUGUUAUGGCUAUAUUAUUGAAGCAUUGCAAUUUCAUCUACAGCCCUUCAAAAUCUCACAAACGAUUCGAAGUACACCUAGAAAGUCUAUUAGUUUUCCAAAAGUUAUUCUUAUGUUAUAUUGGUUUCAAAAAAAGUCUAGUGUUAUUUACUGGUAUGACAACAUUUGGCAGCCUGCCCCAACAAUGAGUAGACGCUUUAAAAACGGUUGCCUAACUGUAAUCAAAGAUCAAUUUGUAUUAGCCCUGGGUGGUUUUCUUUUUGGAUCAGAACGUCAACUUGUUGAAAUGCUUGAUGUUUCUUCACAAUCACCCUGUUGGAUGCCUAUGAUGAACAUGUUAGUUAGUCGCAAAUAUUUUGGAGUUGGUUCAUUAGAUAAUUGUGUAUAUGCCAUUGGAGGACGUGAUGGAUCAAAUCGAUUAAAUAGUGUAGAGAUGUUUGACACUAAUACUAAUAGAUGGCAAAUGGUUUCAAGUAUGUCUACUAAGAGGAGUUCUCAUGGUGUUGGAGUACUCAAUAACCUCUUGUAUGUGGUUGGAGGUUUUGAUGGUGAAGAGGUUUUAAAAUCUGUCGAAUGUUAUGAUCCCUGCCUUGAUACAUGGACACUAGUAGCAACUAUGUCAGAUUAUCGCUGUAGGUGUGGUGUAGGAGUCUUGGAUGGUAUUUUAUAUGUUAUUGGUGGUUAUAAUAUAUCAGGAUGUCUCAAAAGUGUUGAAACCUAUACACCAAGUUCCGGAGUUUGGACUACAAUUGCUGACAUGCAUUUCUACAGAAAGUGUUUUGGAGUAGUUGUAUUAGAUGGUUUAUUACAUGUUAUUGGAGGAUGUAACAAUGAAGGUGUUGUUUUGAAUUCUAUUGAGAUUUAUAAUCCCAAAACCAAUACCUGGUCAUUGAAAACAUUGUCAAAAAAUGUUGGUCAAAUUUAUAGUGGAGUUGUUGUUAAUAGGCCUCCACAUUUUAAAACUUAUGAUGAUUAUAUUUUCAUCCAAAAAAAAGAGAUGGAUGACAUUGUAAUGAAAAAUUCAACAUGUGAAUUAAAUGAUCAUGAAGGAGUUAUGACAUUUAAAAGGUGUGAACAAAAAACAUAUAAAAAUAGCUCACAUAUGGUUGGAGUAUUUGAAGUCCUUCAAUCUUUACGCAAAGAUAAAGUUUUAUGUGAUAUUAAAAUAGAAACAGAUGAUGGUACAAUAAUAUUUGGACAUAAAAUUGUUUUGAUAUCAGUCAGUAAAUAUUUUCAUGAAAUUUUCACUGAUUUCAAUGAAAGCAAUAUAGAUCAUAUAAAUAUAAAAGAAUUAGAUUCAACUGCUUUACAACUCUUGAUAAAUUAUAUUUAUACUGGCGAAAUUAUAAUCACUAAAGACAAUGUAAAGGUUUUGUUAGCAGCUGCAAAUUUCUUACAGUUGGAUUAUGUAAAAAGCGUUUGUGCUGAGUUCCUAAUAACUCAACUAGAUGCUUCAAAUUGUCUUGGUAUCAAAGCGUUUGCUGACUUAUAUGGCUGUAUGGUAUUGUCGACAUGUUCUCAAACAUAUAUAAAACAUCGGUUUUUAGAAGUGGUUGACAAUGAUGAGUUUUUAUCUUUAUCUUCUGUGGAAGUAAUUAAGUUAAUUUCCUGUAAUGACAUUUUUGUUCCACUAGAAGAAAAAGUGUUUGAAUGUGUAAUUCAUUGGUUAAAACAUGAAUUGGAAAGUAGAAAAGAUUUUUUGCCUGAACUAAUGGAACAUGUACGUUUGCCAUUAAUCUCAAAACAGUAUUUAUUAGAAAAAGUUGUUAAUGAACCUCUUCUUAAAAUGAAUCCUAAAUGUGUUGGUUAUAUAUUUGAAGCAUUACAAUUUCAUCUACUAAAGUAUCUACAACCCUUCACAGUCUCACAAACGAUUCAGAGUACACCUAGACAGUCUAUUAGUUUUCAAAAAGUUAUUCUUAUGUUAUAUUGGUAUGAAGAUAAGUCUAGUGUUAUAUAUUGGUUUGACAAUAUUUGGUAUCCUGCUCCAACAAUGAGUAAAUGUUAUUCAGCAGGUUGCCUAACUGUAAUCAAAGAUCAAUUUGUAUUAGCUGUGGGUGGUGUUCAAUUUGAAUCAAAUAGGCAAUUUGUUGAAAUGCUUGAUGUUUCUUCACAAUCGCCCUGUUGGCUACCUAUGAUGGGCUUGUUAGUUAGUAGAGAAAAUUUUGGUGUUGGUACAUUAGAUAAUUGUGUAUUUGCCAUUGGUGGACAUGAUGGAAAAAAUCGUUUAAAUAGUGUAGAAUUUUUUGACAUCAAUACCAAUAAAUGGCAAAUGGCUGCAAGUAUGUCUACUAAGAGGAGUCAUCAUGGUAUUGGAGUACUCAAUAACCUCUUGUAUGCGGUAGGAGGUUUUGAUGGUCACACAUAUUUAAACUCUGUUGAAUGUUAUGAUCCCAGCCUUGAUACAUGGACACCAGUAACAGCUAUGUCUGAAGGUCGCCGUGGGUGUGGUAUAGGAGUCAUGAAAGGUGUUUUAUAUGCUAUUGGUGGUGAAAACAAUUCAAAUUGUCUCAAAAGUGUUGAAACCUAUACACCAAGUUCUGGAGUUUGGAUUACAAUUGCUGACAUGCAUUUCUUCAGAAAGUGUUUUGGAGUAGUUGUAUUAGAUGGUUUAUUACAUGUUAUUGGAGGAAGUAACAAUGGAAGUGUUGUGAAUUCUGUUGAGAUUUACAAUCCCAAAACCAAUAACUGGUCAUUGAAAACAUUGUCAAAAGAUGUUGGUGAAGUUUAUAGUGGAGUUGUUGUUAAUAAGCCUCCACAUUUUAAAAUUUAUAAUGAUUAAUUUGUGUACCUGUAAUAUUAUAUUUCUAUUUUUGUUUUUGUUUACUUUGUAUUAAUACAUUUUAGAUUUCCUGUAUUUAUAUUAAAUUUAUUAUAAAAAUUUUUUCAUAAAGUUUAAAUAUUCUAUUGUGAAGUAAAAUAAACAAGUUUAAAAAUUUAUUAAAUUAUACCUAUAGAAACUCCCAUAGCAAAUUAAAAUUAUGAAUUGAUUUUAAUAAACUAAAAUUCUAACAGAAAACACAUUUAUCAAAACUUCACUCGCAUUCCAUACUUUAACUAAUAGACUCUGUCAUACUCAUUCCCACAAUGUUAAAAGGACAAUAGCCUAGUGAUCAGACAACUUUCCCUCAAAAAAUGUUUCGAUGCGGACAUUUUCCCCCUAUUUUUUUUUAAUUAAUAUAUAAAAUUAUAAUUGGAAAUGUAAUUUUAUAUAUUUACAUAAAAUAUAAUAAAUAACUAAUUAAAAUGGCAAAAACAUAAUUAUACCUAAAUCUAAUAAAAUUUGUAUGAUAAUAAAAUGUAAACAAAUUUUAUGUUAAAUAAUAUGGCAAAGACAUAUAUAUAUAAUACAAUAUAUACAUAAUAUAUUAAUAUAGCAUAUUGCAUAUUAUACAAUAUUAUAAUUUAAUAGUUAUGUCAUAUGUGUACACAAGGUUAUGUAUUUUUGUCGUGUACCGUAUACGCCUUUUCGUAGUUAAUGAUGUGCCACGUUGCUCACAAGUCACAACCACGACUAAAGAUAUCUUUAAUAUACCAUGCCACCAUGGUGAUUAGAAAAAUCAUGAAUUUAUUAUCAUCUUCCGGUUUUCGAUACUUGUCCACAAAUCGCAGUAUAAAAAUACGUCGUCCAGCUUAUUAUCAUUAAUUAUUAUCACAAUCAGUUAUCUGCAUAUUAUACAUA